Orussus abietinus is the source of this 4111-nucleotide messenger RNA. It is a transcript of the gene trbd, whose product is annotated as ubiquitin thioesterase trabid. NCBI's taxonomy places the organism in Eukaryota, Metazoa, Arthropoda, Insecta, Hymenoptera, Orussidae. Gene Ontology annotation, biological process: cytoskeleton organization; protein K29-linked deubiquitination; protein deubiquitination involved in ubiquitin-dependent protein catabolic process. Bases 643 to 2883 code for a protein of 746 amino acids. Gene Ontology annotation, cellular component: nucleus; cytoplasm. The transcript is spliced from 9 exons. Gene Ontology annotation, molecular function: cysteine-type deubiquitinase activity; K63-linked polyubiquitin modification-dependent protein binding. The record is from RefSeq and is a predicted model, not a curated record.
UGCCAGCCCGAGGAAACACCAUGACGGCUCGCGCCUAGGAGCAGUGAGAGGCGCGGAGGACGACCAGGACGAGGUUGCGUCUCUCGGGAACGAGGAGCGAGCGCGCACCCCGGGCAUCGUACACUCUCCACUGGUGGACACGGAGACCGCCGUCGAGUCCGUGCCUCCCCGACCCGCUGCCUCCGCUAGACGGCUCGAGAGGGACCGAUGGAGCGCGCCCGAGCGUGACACGAGCCCCGGGACACCGGGCUCGAGUCUUGCCAGGUAGCCCCGAAGACGUGCCAGGCCCACCUCCGUUCUUGGCCCGGUGACACCUACCCACUCGGUCCCCGACGUCCCUGCCUUCCGGGAGGAACCAUCAAGAUAUCCCCAGCAGCUUAUGUACAUUACUUAGAAGCAGUUGGAAUCCUCUCGCUCGUCAUCAGAGUGCUAGCCAAAUGGUACAUCACAUAAUGAAUGCAAGAUCGAAGGUGACUGAUAAGAAGGAACACUUGAAAUUGUGAGAAAAGUCGGAAAGACGAGGUCGCAUCCAGAUAAGCUGCCGAGUCGAUCGACUCGACUCCGUUUAGUUCGUACCCUCGCCGCACUCCAGUUGGGAGUCGAGAAAGAUACCAUCUUUUGGUGGUAAACCAGUUCGCGAAAAUGAGCGGACAAAGGGAAGAAUCCGAGGGGAAGUGGAUCUGCGAGUACUGCACCUACGAGAACUGGCCCUCGUCCCUUAAGUGCACCAUGUGCCGGGGUGCGAAACCCCUUCUCGGAGAGGAUAUAUAUCGUCUGCGAGAUCCGAGUCCUCAGAGGUCAGGAUCCAACUCUGCGUCAGGUCCGGUGCCUCAUAUUAGUAGGUCCACGGACUCCUGCAACUCGAGCCCGCAGAACUAUAGUCAGAAUGUACCUUCUGGGGGCAAGUGGUCCUGCGAGAUGUGCACCUAUCUGAAUUACCCCAACACCACGCGGUGUGUCCAGUGCGGCAACAGAAGGGCCAACCAUCCCGUGUCGAUACGCUCUUUGGCCUCCAAUCUCCACGAACAGCUGGCGCCUCUUCGACUGGGCGACCCACCGCCCAACCUGGGGUCCAACUCUCAGCUUAACCCUCCGGCUAUUAAUCUACACCCGGAGAGGUACUUCAAUGCCCAGCCCAACGCACAAACUGAGAAGUGGUCCUGUGCUACCUGUACUUACGAGAACUGGCCGAAAGCUACCAAGUGUGUCAUGUGUGGCCAUCAGAAGGAGAGAGACAGGAGGGAUAAGUCUACGACUAACCUGAGCCUCAUUUUACCCAGCCCGGAGAGGGAUCACUGUCAACGGGGGUUGCCGUCUCCGCCACACACCCCCUAUAUUCAUCAACCACAACGAGACGAAAAUCUGGCCAUUGCGAGAAGGAGCUCCCACAGAUUUGACAGCAGAAAUGACAGCCUCUCUGCCCCGCAGUCCCCCAACAAUUGCGACUACGAGCGCAGAUUAAAGCAGCUACGACGUCACACGGAUUGGUGCUGGUUGAAUGCUUGCCUAGGUAUCGUUGAAGGUGACAAUGCACCAGUCGAAGCUUAUCUAGCGAGUGGCGGUGAUCCAGCUCGUCAGCUGACGCAUUCCGAAGUUUUGCUCCUAAGCCGGAGCAGUGCUUUCGAUGUAGGACACACUCUAGUUCAUUUGGCUAUAAGAUUUCAACGUGAAGACAUUUUAGCUACAUUAUUAUCACAAAUUGAAGGUUCUGGAUCUGGGGUGAAACGAGUACCUAGCUACGUAGCUCCUGAUUUAGCUGCACAGAUACGCCGACAUGUCACCAAUAGUAUUCGCUUACGCAAGGGUUCCUUCCCUUGUUACUUCGUCACAGAUAUGGCUACGUUUGCACUGCCUGCUGAGGUCGAAGACUUGCCAAGCAUCGUACAGGAACAGAUGUUGGAGGAACUUCUUGAUAGAGAGGCACAACAGCAGCUUGAAGGAGGUGGCGGAGAACCACCAGCACUUAAUUGGUCCUUGGAGAUAACCGAACGGUUAGGCAGCCGAUUGCAUGCACUCUGGAACAGAUCAGCUGGCGAUUGCCUGCUGGACUCUGCGAUGCAAGCCACCUGGGGAGUCUUCGACAGGGAUAAUGCCUUAAGGCGAGCCCUCGCGGAUUCCUUGCAACAAGCCGGCCAAUUUUUUUAUCCCCGUUGGCGGGAGUACGAGACCUCUCAGGCAUCGAGAAUGCUUGACUUUACCCUCGAAGAGACUCAAUGGCAAGAUGACUGGGAAAGUUUACUUGCUACCGCUGCUCAACCGGGCAGUGCUUUGGAGCAGCUUCAUGUCUUUGCCCUCGCCCACAUCCUGAGGAGGCCGAUAAUCGUAUACGGGGUUAAAUACGUGAAAAGCUUCCGGGGAGAGGAUAUAGGGUAUGCCAGGUUCGAGGGAGUAUAUCUGCCAUUAUUGUGGGAGCCUUCUUUUUGUAUUCGCUCGCCAAUCGCCCUCGGGUACACCAGGGGUCAUUUCACCGCCCUGGUGCCGAUCGAGCCCUAUGCGUCCUCGAGGAUACCACCAUUGUCGUCCCAUGGCGGGGUCGGAGUCGGUGGUGGCAACAGUCCGAUGCAGCAGAUGCAGAUGCAGAUGCAAACCACCUUUAUGCCGCUGAUGGAUCGCGAGUGCAAGUUGCUGCCGAUUCAUUUCCUAAGCUCCGACGAGAUCGGCCGCGAGGAGGCCAUCUUGAAGCAGUGGCUCGACGUUUGCACGACCGAAGGUGGAAUUCUCGUGGCGCAACAGAAACUCCUCAAGAGGCCCCUUCUCGUCGCUCAGAUGCUCGAGGAAUGGCUUAACCAUUAUCGAAGACUUGCUCAGACAAACAAUGCACCAUUUCCGAGGGCUGCUGCCCUGCAAGACUACAGCAGCGACGGUGAUACCGAGGACGAGUAAAGGAAGAACUAACUCGGUGAAAAAUGUCAAAACGGGACCUGCGAGAGUUGCUGAUGAAUCUUCAAUGUCGGCGGGUUUAGAAAUACGGCUUACAAUAACGCAAGAUCUUUGCGAGAUCUACAGCUAGCGCAAGAAAAAAAAUUAUAUGAAAGGAAACUAAUGCGAAUUUAGUGUAACGAUCGAGUUAUCGUGGCCCACAGCCAACAACGAUGUACCGUGCAAAUGCGGAGUUUCGGGCUUGGACAUUAAUACCCACUAUUGCCGUACCGAACACCUGAAUCCCUAUUGAUUCGCGUUAUCUCGGCUACAUCACGAUAUCACGGCUUAGCGUUUUAACUUAAUUUUAACGUGACCUCGAUGAUACAUAUUCGCUAAGGAAUUCGUAGUCUCGUUCGAUUUAGAUGGAUUUAACGUAACGAACGGAACUUAAAGUUGCGAAGGCGGGGCAUAUUUUCUAUGCCGAAGGAGUUAGCGAAAUUUUCCUUAUGCGAUUUGUCUUUUUUUUUCUCCCUUUAUCGACAUAGAAACGAGAGCGUACUACCUAUGGUUCUAGUCUGGUGGCGAAAAGAAUCUACUUCCUUUUUUGAUCACCUAGAAUGGCGGCUUUCCUUUUUCUUUCCCCUUCUAUUGCGAGUGAGGCGCCCUCUUACUUUUCUCAAGCGAAUUAACGGGAGGUCACGAUAUUGCGACUCGUGGAAAGACCACGUUAAAAAUGUUAGAUCCGCUUUUUCUAACUAAGAACGAUUCGUUGCCCCGGCAUCAUUGGAAGGGAAUACGUAGUAUUAUUAAUCUGGAAAAAAGAAGAGUUUAUUUUUACUACGGGGUACCGACUAGUCGAGCUCAAAGUAUACUUGGCGGGGAACUUUAUCUAGGGUCCCGUAUUCUUAUCAAUAUCUGCAUUGGAGAGGUCCCAUGAAAAACUGUUUAAUUUAAUUCUUACAUUAAUUCAGUUCACUGGACUAACUUUUAUCGGGACAGAGUAGCACUAACAAUUCCAGCAGACGUUUUUUUCUUUCGCGUUCGAUUUAUCCUGCCAAAUGUGACACUCGUGAACGUUCAAAUAUACGAGCAAUUCCUUCAUUUAUUGUAUUCAUAAUCUUCACGUGAUCGGAUAUGAAAGGUGUAUAUAAUAUAUAGAGGUUUACCAUGAAUUAUAUUUGUGAGGUUUAUGAACACAUGCAAGUCGCUGAAAUAAAGCUCUUUAUUUUAAUUUAAUUUGCCAAACGAA